AUUCAACUUUUUUAUGACAUCAUUUCUCAACCGAAUCUCAUUGACAUCUUUUGACAUCUCAUAGAAAGGAUGGGAGGAUUCUGGAAACGAAGUUCCUUAUCCUCGCCCCCGCUCUCACCAACUGUCAACAACUCUGCGUCUGCUUCCGAGGGCGCUGACGACAAUGCGGUUUCUGUACAACCAGCUCCUGUCCCUGUUGCUGCUCUCACUGUACCCCUUCCAACACAAUGGUCCCACAGCGUUCCUGGACCCCAAGCAGGAGCAAGGGCAGGAGCAAUAGUAGAUGGCCCCAAGGCUAAUGUGCCGAUACCUUCUCCAGCUCCCUUGUCAUCACAAACAGGACCAACAGAAACCUCACCAUCACCUAGACAAGAAUUCCAUCCCCUUCCACCUUUGCCUUUUGUGCUUUCACCAGAUCAAAACCCAGAUCUGAAGACUUUUUCAACAUUCAAACCCGAUCCGUCAAGUAUCCUAUUGUCCUAUCCUCGGACAAACAUUGACCGUAUCCAGGACUUUUACGAGAUCUAUAACCCCCCAGAAAAGGGACUUUGGAAUCUUGCAAGCAUGAUGGUAAUGUGUGGUGUAGGCGCUAUAAGCAAGACGUACAUGACAUUUGGCUCCUAUACUUCCAUUUACAACCUCAACCCGUUCCUGAAGACUCUUUAUGAUCCUCAUCGGACACGGCCAAUUUUAACCGUCACGAAUCAUGCUUCAACCGCUGACGAUCCGCUUCUCUGGGGUGCAUUGCCAUGGAAAUGUUAUUUCAAUCCUACAAAAACUAUUCGUUUUGCAUUGGGUGCUCAAGAGCUGUGUUAUCCCAACAAGCCAGUGGGAACAUUCUUCAGACUUGGACAGACUGUGCCUAUUAUUCGUGGAGUUGGGAUUUAUCAACCAGCAAUAGACAAGUCUAUCAACUUACUUAGAAAUGGUCGAUGGGUUCAUAUUUUCCCCGAAGGCAAGAUUAAUCAGACGGAUCAAUCGAUUCGUCUCAAAUGGGGCGUAGGUCGGAUUCUAAUGGAAUAUGGUGGACCUACAUUAGAAGAAGGAGGCAAGCCCAUGGAUCAAGUAGAGAUGCCUAUUGUUAUUCCAAUCUAUCACUUAGGGAUGGAAGACAUUUUGAGAUUAUAUCCAGACAAUUCUUCACCAGUGUUCCCUAAAUUGGGUGCACCCCUGACGAUUGUAUUUGGAAAGCCCAUUGAUUUCAGAUCAUUGAUGCAGGAAUAUAAAGAAGGCAAGGUUCAAGAGGUAGAAGCUCGUAUUAAAAUCACGGAGCGGGUGUUUGAAGCGUUAGAUGAACUAAAGAAGGUGGCGAUACAGUUACAUCAGGAACAGAUCAAACGAGUAGAGCAGGAUAGGAUCGAAAAGGGUCGUUGGUGGUGGGUAAAACCGUAUGGCUGGGGAUGGUGGAACUCAAAGGACAUAGAAUAUAAUCCCAAGAAUAGAGAUACCUCAGUCAAGUAUGAGGAACUGUAAACUACCUAAUUCAACACUCUGUAUUCGAAUAGCAAGAUUAUCUUAUUAUAGCUACAUAAUUUAUUACAAAAUGUCAGUGUACAUGCACAUCAC
Messenger RNA from Lobosporangium transversale, 1566 nucleotides. RefSeq names its product acyltransferase-domain-containing protein. Gene Ontology annotation, molecular function: 1-acylglycerophosphocholine O-acyltransferase activity. The coding region runs from base 70 to 1473 and encodes 467 amino acids. Gene Ontology annotation, biological process: cardiolipin acyl-chain remodeling; inner mitochondrial membrane organization. The transcript has 6 exons. Lineage: Eukaryota; Fungi; Mortierellomycota; Mortierellomycetes; Mortierellales; Mortierellaceae. The record is from RefSeq and is a predicted model, not a curated record. Gene Ontology annotation, cellular component: mitochondrial membrane.